ACAGCUGUUCCAACAACCACAGCUUCUACAACAACAAAUACAGCUCCAAUAGUGACAAUAACAGCUGUUCCUACAACCACAACUCCUACAACAACAAAUACAGCUUCAACAGUGACAAUAAGACCUGUUCCUACAACCACAGCAACAAAUACAGCUUCAACAGUGACAAUAACAGCUGUUCCUACAACCACAACUCCUACAACAACAUCUACAACAAUGGGAGCUUCAGAGGAAACAACAGUGAGCUUGACUGGUCAAGCAGAAAGCAUAGUGGAGACCCGAAGUGCGAGAAAACGGCGGAUCGCUAGACAGGUGUUUAUGGUCCUGGGUGCUUGUUUCUGCUACGUGGCACUGGCCAUCUGCGCUGCCUGGCCCAACCCCGCUAUACCGGAUCUCCUGAGGCACAAUGCCACCGUGUAUGGCACUCCGAUGACCUUUUCGACUGGCAGUUAGAUAUGCUAGGCAGCAUGGUAUCCGUGGGCAACAUUCCUGGAACAUGGCUCUGGGGGUUUCUCGUCGCCGCCAUCGGUCGAAAGAGAGCCAUCAUGCUCCUUGUAGUGCCAUAUACCCUUGGCUGGUGUCUGGUGGCACUGGCAGUCAACCCCGCGAUGCUUUUGGCCGGCAGGGUGGUGCACGGCCUCUGCAUCGGCGCCACCUUCAUCGCCGGAAGCACUUACAUCAUCGAGCUCCCCGACACGGCCGUCCGCGGGGCCCUCGCCGCCCUCCCGAGCCUCGUCCUCAGCACGGGCUUCAUCCUCACGACGGGGCUGGGGCUGGUGCUGCGCUGGUACGAGAUCGCGAUCGUGGGCGUGGGCGUGAUCGUGGUCCAGACGUGCGUCAUGUCCUUCCUGCCGGAGAGCCCCUCUUACCUGGCCAUCUCCGGGCGCGAGGAGGAGGCCAUGCGCGUCCUGAGGGAUCUGAGGGGGCCCUCCGUCGACGUCGGGGAGCUGCUGAGGAUCCUGAAGGAGUCGAACAAAGCCUCGGCGAAGGAGCCCCUGCACAAGGUGAUGCGCAACCCGGCCAUCCUCAAGUCCCUGGCGACGGUGCUGACGCUGUUCUUCGUCCAGAACUUCUGCGGGCUCAUGGUGUUCUACGUGAACAUGACGAGGAUCUUCCUGGAGGCGGGGUCGACGCUGGACGAGAGCGUGGCCACCAUCCUCGUGUUCCUGGUGCAGGCCGUCGGCACCGCCCUCGCCUGCCUCUACCUGGACCGGUUCGGGCGCCGCACCUGCCUCAUGUUCUCGCUGGCGGUCAUGAGCGUCUGCCUGCUGGCCAUGGGCGCGUACCACUUCCUCAGCGGAAACGAAGGAAGAGAGAGCUACACGUGGGUCCCCCUCGUGUGCCUUAUGGUGUACAUGUUCGCCUCCAGUUCGGGCACGGGACCCAUACCCUCCAUUCUCAACUCUGAGUACUACCCAACGGCUGUCAGAUCGCAG
Molecule: messenger RNA, 1436 nt
Organism: Penaeus vannamei (Pacific white shrimp)
Lineage: Eukaryota; Metazoa; Arthropoda; Malacostraca; Decapoda; Penaeidae
Source: RefSeq, a predicted model, not a curated record